Messenger RNA from Vairimorpha ceranae, 309 nucleotides. RefSeq lists its product as hypothetical. NCBI's taxonomy places the organism in Eukaryota, Fungi, Microsporidia, Nosematidae. The record is from RefSeq and is a predicted model, not a curated record. The coding region runs from base 1 to 309 and encodes 102 amino acids. The transcript has a single exon.
AUGGAACGCAUAAAACAAAAAAAUAUUAUAGAAAUUUCUUUUAUGAUUGAGGGAUAUCCCGUAAGGCAUGGCGAGGAUAAAAGAUAUUCUUGUGUUUUAAACUUCUCAAAAGAAUAUAAAUAUCUGCAUUGUAAGAUUUGGUGUGGUUGGCUUGACAUAAUGUUUUGGUUAUUCUUAUUAUUGUUGGAACAAGGCGAGGGUUUAUUUAUUAUAAGAUAUUUAAAGAAGACAAGUCAAAUGUCUCACAAUGCAGAAUAUUUUUUUACAGCUAAGUAUUCCUACAAUUCUAACUCACUUUUGAAAUUUUAA